UUUUCCCACUUGACGCAACUUCCUGAAAGAUUGACAGCUUGUGUCGCUCCUGUUCAUUUGUGGAAGAAGCGAUAGCUCCAGCCGUGUGAGGAGAGAAUAAGACCCACGUCGCCACCUUUUCCCCCUGGAUAUACUUUUGUUCUUUUCUGCAAGUUUCCAAGAGGAGACUGGGUUUGGACGUCACACGGACCUGCGGGGUAUGAAAGUGAGGCGGGCGCCCCAAACAAAGUAGAAGAGGAGGUAGCCCCGCACGUUUGAUGGCUGCUGGGGAUGGAGCCCAGCUGCCGGCCACAGUAGCGGCCAGCCGGUGCGUGGAGAAGGCUCUGGAGGAGGCUGCCGCGAGCGGAGCUCUCAACUUGUCCAACCGAAAACUGAAGGAGUUUCCCCGCAGCGCCAGGAACUACGACCUGUCCGACAUCACCCACGCAGAUCUGUCCAAGAACCGUCUGUGUGAACUUCCUGAGGAGCUCUGUCAGUUCAUCUCUCUGGAGACUCUGAGCCUUUACCACAAUGGGAUGCGUUCACUGUCCUCCAGCCUGGGCAACCUGCAGGCCCUCACCUACCUCAACCUCAGUCGUAAUCUCCUGUCCAGUUUACCCUCGUCGGUGUUCCAGCUUCCCCUCCUGCGAGUGCUCAUCGUCAGCAACAACAAGCUCUCUUCGCUGCCCUCCUCCAUAUACGCCCUCAUCCAUCUCCGACAGCUGGAUGUCAGCUGUAACGAGCUGCAGCUUCUACCGUCAGAGCUCGGUCAGCUGGAGUGUCUGAGGGACUUAAACCUGCGGAGGAACCGGCUCACCACGUUGCCUGAAGAAAUAUCUGAGCUCCCGCUCGUCCGGCUCGAUGUGUCCUGCAACCGAAUUUCCCACGUGCCUUUGUGCUAUCGUCACCUGCGACAUCUGCAGAGCAUCACACUGGACAACAACCCCCUGCAAAUGCCGCCUGCACAGAUCUGCUCCAAAGGCAAAUAUCACAUCUUUAAGUACCUGAACAUGGAGGCUUGCAAGAGGAGCCAAGAGCAUCUGGAGAAACACCUGAGGCCCAGCGGGUUCAACAGCUGCCUGUUGGACCAGGAUAUGUUCGGAGGGCUGGACUCGGGCUUCAACAGCGUGGAUAGCGGCAGCAAACGAUGGUCUGGGAAUGAGUCAGCAGAUGACUUCUCAGAGCGCUCUCUUCGUAUAGCUGAAGUCAGCAGGGACCAGAGGAAUCUGGAGGAGGAAGAGGAGGAUAGAUCUCUGGAGGCCAACAAUGUGAACGGAGAGGCUGACCAGGUGGACUUCAUCGACAGUGUGACGGAGGAAGAGGAGGAGGAGGCGAUCAGGAUAGAGCCGCCCACUCCUCCUCUAACAGCUCCCCAUCUGGAACAGAAGACGUCUUCAUCAUCUUCAUCACAAACCCAGGACUCGACAACAUGCAGAUCCAGCCUCCACGUGGAGGUGGGCUCCCACUCGUCCGCCUCCUCAUCCCCUCUGUCUCCAUCCAGCCCCACGCUGGAGGAGAAGAAGAGACCCGGCACCCUGUUGAUCUGGCAGGAGAGAGAACGCCAGCAGCAGCAGCAGCAGAGGGAGAAACCCAGUUUCAUGAAGUCACACACCAAAACAGGAAGUCACAUGACCAACUCACCACCAACAGGAAGUAGCUCAUGUGGCGCUUCACCAGAAAACAGCAGCAAUGCAGGCCUGCGCCAGAGAUGUGCGAGCGCCGACCAGAUGACCGGUGGGUCUCCAUCUCUGCUUCUGCACCGCUCCAACAGCCGGACAGACGUGCCGUCCUCCCCGAAGACGUCCCCUCCUCCGGGUCCGGCCCAGAAACCAAAUAGCUUCCUGUUCAGGACCUCAUCCCGAAGCAACGUCAAGCCCACAGGGGUCAGCUUCACGCUGGGCGAGUCCGGCAGAAGCGAGUCCAGGACGACGCUGCGCUCGCCGAAAGAGGAGAGACCGGACAUAACGCAGCUACGCAAGACGCUGGAGUCCCGGCUGAAGGUUAGUCUUCCGGAAGACCUGGGUGAGGCUCUGUCCAACGGGACCGUCCUCUGCCAGCUGGUCAACCACAUCCGGCCGCGCUCCGUCUCCAUCAUCCACGUUCCCUCGCCGGCAGUGCCCAAACUGAGCUCGGCGAAGUCUCGUCUGAAUGUUGAAAACUUUAUCGCUGCGUGUCGUAGGCUGGGAGUCUCGGAGACUGAAGUGUGUGUGAGCUCUGAUGUGCUUCUCUGUAAGCUUCCAGCUGUGCUGCGCUGCGUGGCAGCCCUGCUGGCUCUGGAGGUGGGGGACACGGCGGAGGACCGCCCCCCCCAGCACUCCUCGCCUCCGUCCUCUUCCUCGCUGCUGUCCACAGACUUCCUGCUGUUUUACUGUGCCGCCAUGGCUCUGCUCUACGUCGUCUACUGCUACCUGCUCACAUAAAGCUGCUCAGAUGUUAAACACACCCACGUUCCUCAGCUGCUUCCAGCUGCAAGAAGGAAGCCAUGGAGCCGAGCUGCUCGCCAACAAAGCUGUUCACCAAAAUGACUGAAACAAAGAUGGAGGAGGUCAUGUGCUCACAGCUCCAUGCUGCUUUCUUUCUCAUUUUCCAGAGUGGUUAAAGUUUCUUUUCCCUCUUUUCUCUGUGGUUAUUUGGAAAACUUUCCAGCUGCAGGUUGUUUAUCGUUUUAUUUCCAGAAAGUCGCGUCACUAAGCUGGUUUAGGGUUGAUUGCUGCACAGGAAGUGACAUGUUGAGUCAGAGGAACGCCGGGCGGAAGCGGAGAGGGAAUGACUAAAUGAAAAAACAAGCAGACAGCAGACAUGUUUUUAAUCCUCUGUCCAUCUGCAGGUCUGCUUGACAUUUUAUUGGCUUUGGGAGUGAUGCAGUUUAACUGGUUUUAAGCAGCUGGAUUCCUCCUCAGGAUCCGGUCUGUUUGUUGGAUAAGCUCCCAGACUCAUCUGUGAAUGUGAUUCUUUAGUUUUUAGCCUUGAGACGGAUGUAAGUAAAGUUCACGUCAGAGGAAAAGUGAUGUUGGGUGAUGCUUGGUAAGAGUGCCUGAUUUAAUUAUGCUGUUCCUUCAUAAAGCAGCAGGGGGCGAUGUCGCUGCAUCCACCCCAAACAGACGGUACAAACUCCUCCAUGAGGUCAAGUUUUUUUCUCUGCAAACCCACUGGCUUUGCUUGUAUAAAUGUACACAGUUUAUUAAAUUAUUGUUUGUUUUUAUUUUUAUUUAUUCUGGUUCUGUUUGUGCUGAUUUGAUCAAAUAUUCAAACAACCUCUUCAAGGGUUGUAAAAUUGAUCCAGGUCCUUUAAAUCUCACACAGCUAAAUGAGAUGAGAUCAAUAUGUAAUUAUUAAAACAACAGUGAGCGUUCAGGUUUAACGUCGGUGCAGUUUCUGCUCCAUGUCCUCGGAUCUCAUUACUACACUGGUAUCACUGAUAGCUGGUGUUAAUGCUCCACUACUAAAGCCUUUAAAUCCAGAAAUUUCCACAUUUCUGAAGCUUAUUUUCUUCAGGCUUCAGUAAAAAGAGUGAAAAUUAAUCAACAUUUGUGUUUUAGACUGAACUGAGAUCAAUAACUUAUUUUCAGAAAGUAAACUUGUUCUGAAACAUUUAUUUGUGAUGCCACCUCUGCAGCUGCUAACACACUUAGCCUGUUAGCUAACGACAUACCUAGCCUGUCAGCGAACAUCAAACCUAGUUUGUAAGCUAACAACAGUCUUAGCCUGUCAGCUAACAACACACUUAGGCUGUCAGCUAACGACACACCUGGUCUGUCAGCUAACAACAGCCUUAGCCUGUCAGCUAACGUCACACUUAGCCUGUCAGCUAACGUCACACUUAGCCUGUCAGCUAACGUCACACUUAGCCUGUCAGCUAACGUCACACUUAGCCUGUCAGCUAACGUCACACUUAGCCUGUCAGCUAACGUCACACUUAACCUGUCAGCUAACGUCACACUUAGCCUGUCAGCUAACGUCACACUUAGCCUGUCAGCUAACAUCACACCUAGCUUGUCAGCUUUUCAGUAUAUUCUCAAUGAUUUAAUAUUAAACACGUUUGACCAAAACUUGCCAAAUCAAGCUCAAAACAAGAGUAAGUACCAGAAUCAGCUGUUUGAUCUGGCCGGUUUUUCCUUAUGCCUAAUCCACGUACUGAACUCUGCUGCCCAUCCCACAAAUGUGUUUUCCCUAGGAAUAAACUGACUUUCCAACAGUAUGGUAGUUAUUACCAAGAAGCGUUGUUGGAACAAGGAAAUAAUCCACCAAACACGAGUUUACUAAGUUUUUAUUUCUGACACAAUCAGCUUUUUGCCUCCCAUUUCUGUUGUUUUCUGAAGGUCCACUGUACAAACGCGCCUCCCAGCGUCUCCUUUUUGACAUUUUUAUAUUAUUAGCCUGCUGUUAAGGUAAAUUUUAUACAGUUUCAAUUUAAAUGUAUAUUUUAUAAGUGAAACUGGAGAAACGUCACACAGUAAUUCAUUCACUGACACAAACCGAGUUAUAUUCCUAAAUAUGUUAGUGGAACAGAAAUACUGUUGUAUUCUAUAUUUAUAUAACACUCUUGUACCAUUCAGAAUCGUUUUUUGACUCUAUAUAAAAUCUUUAUGUGAAGUUCUUUUUCUUCCUGCUGUAAAGAAUUUAUUAAAAAAGAAACUUGGACCAUGAGCUAUUUUUCUGUACCUGCCUGCUGUUGUGCUUUUGCCUAAUCAGCAAAGAAAUGUGUGUGCUCAGGGUAUCUGCAGUCACCUCCACCUCUUAUUGAGGAGGAAAAGUAAACUCAAGGUCUUUUAUUAGCUUUUCAUGGUGCCUCCAUCAGCACCGAACACAGAUGAAACCCAGCAAAGAAAUUCAAUUACUAUUUAUUUCAUCACGUAAAGACAAAUCUAACAAGGUUGCUGCUGAUAUUCUCCAGUUUUCAUACAGCCUGCGUUUGUCAGGUCUCACACUGCAGAGGCAAUCGAACAACAAAUGUAUACUUCUUAUCCUGCUGGGAGUACUCGUCCUUGAACGCCUCAUCUCUCAUAAAGCCAAACAAACAGCUCCUGGUGAAACACGAAUGUCACCUUCUUUAGAUUUAUGUUGCAUCAUUUGGGUCCUUAAAACGAGUUUAUUAUUCUCCUCUUUUGUCGACAACUCCUUCAUAUUUACCCUUCCCAUCCAAUUUAUUAGUUCCACCUUCCUAGUUCUGGUUUGGACCCCGUUUCCCCUUCAGAGCUACCUUAAUUCUUUUAUUAGCUUUAUGUAAAAUAAGUAAAAACAAUACAUUUGCAGUCCAAACUGAUCAUUGAACCAAUGCUUCAUGAUUUACUGCUAAUACAGUGUAAAGAGAGAAGAUGCUGACGUGAUUCUGCAGGCCGAACCGAGGUAUAUUUGCUGUAUUUGGUGUGACACACUGAGGAGGAUGAGAUUUGUGCCUCAUCCAAAGUGUUGUCAACAGCACUGUUUUGGUUUUAAAUCGAUAGAACCAGCAGAAGUUAUUCGAUUUUCACGCUCCAUCAGGGCUUAGCUUGGGGCUGGAGCCACAUAAAGGUGAGGAAGCUGAUAAAAAGUGCUGCUUUAGACAACAAGAUCCGGAAAAACAUCAGACAUGUUGCUCAGUAGCACGCUGCGACCUGACAAAACUGCUUCUCUAGCCUUGAUUUGCACUCCACAACACAUUUGAAGCUGUGUAAUGAGGCGGAUGUGUGAGUGGGCUGCAGAUACCCUGAAGUGAAUCGUCCCUGCCCUGUGCUUUAACCUCUGAACGCUCCUCUGUGAUUCUCCAAACAGUAGGUUACCCAUCAUGACUUUCUGCCGGCCAUUGUUGGAGCAGGUGAGUGUGCUGAGCCAAGGUCGGAGAAAAGGUUGAAAUCAGCCUUGAGGUUUGUUCAGACACUCAAUAAACUGCUGCCGUCUCUGCAUCAUUCUGCUGCUGCUUACACGUUGCUGCAGAUGGAGGACGUCCAGUCCAGCUCCAGAGUUUACGCUUCACCUGUUAAUCAGCUGAUCAUAAACAUAUUUAAUGAUAACAAAUGUUCUGUUCUCCAGUAACAUGAAAAGCUUGAGUGUAUUAAGUGAAAUUGCUCUCAUAACUGUUAUACAUGUAUAAAACUAUUAGUAACUGGGAGCCUGUAAAUGUGACUGAAUAUACACAAAUAUGUACGUAUAAAUGCAUGCGCACACAUGGCCUGGCACAGAUCAGCUUGCAUGUGGAGCUUACAGACCUCACAAGCCCUCGCAUGCUGUGUUUAAGUGCUGGAGGAAAGCUGGGUCAUCUGGAUUUCAGUGCCAUUUCUCUAUAAUUAAAUGGGAAGUGGUUUCUAUGGAGACAGAAUUGCUCAUCACCUGUUGACAUGGUGUACAGUCAGCUGUUUCGUUGAUGCACCUGAGGCAGAGAGAUUAACCUGUGACAUCUGAUGUGUCCAUUUACACCUGAACCAAGGUGAGACUCAACUUUUAAAUGGGUUCUACAAUCAAUAUCAUUCAAGUCAGUUUAAUCUAUAAAAUACCAGUUCACAAUAAAACUCCAGCUCAUUGUAGUCCAGUUAUAAUACAGUUAAAGACAAAUCCAUCAUAUGAUCCACAUAAACCAGUUUAUAUAAUAAUGACCUAGCUACGGAAACACUUCAUCAGAACCAGGAAGGAAACUAUCCAUCGGAACCAGAACGGACGUCCAUCCUCCUGGACCAGUUGGGGGUGGAGAGGACAGGAAAGAGUGUUCAACAAGCAGCAAAACUCUAAUCCAGGGAUUCCUGCUGAAGAAGAAGAAGAAAGAAAAACACAAAUGAAUGACAAAAACAAUGUUGGAUGUUUCUACAUGGAGAGUAAAGAGAUCAGAGGGUUGAAAAGAGAACUGGUCCCACACUGCUGUUGGAUGCAUCCCAAAAGGAGCCCUUUGUGAUUCUAGGUCAAUGAAAGGUGCUAUAUACAUUUCUUCUCAUCAACCCCUUAACACCUGAAUUUAUUUACAAUCAUAUACAAACAAAAAUACAUUUAAAAACAAAAGAAGAGACUGGGAUAAAAUAAAAUUUAACAUGCAACAACAUGCAUCAAAACAUUCAAGUUAUUUUACAUGUUUAAAUUAUCUGACAUUUGUUUGGAUUCAACAAAAAUAAGCCAAUAUCCAAAGUUACAUACAAAUUAUUUUACACAUUUAUGAAUCAAAAGAUGUAUUAAGAGGCAGGAGACAAAUUUCACUCAAUAUACUUAAUGAUUAUUGGUGGUGUCAUAGGACAAGAUUUUUUUAUUUUUGUGCAUGUGUAAUAUAAUUUCCUACUCAACAUCUAAAUAAUCUGAAAUUAUUUCAUACACACAAUCGAAUCUCUCUUAGCGCCCCCGGGCGGUCCCAUGGCUCCAUUAUUAAACUGGUAAAAAUACCAGGAUUUCCUACAUCUGCUGAUGUUGGGAAACCAGUUGAUUCUGGUGGUAUCCAGUAAAAAUGUUAAAUAUCAUUACUUUUCUUCCAAAUGAAAUGCUGACAUUAAAGAAUUUAUGGUUUAAAACUGGAAUCACUGUGAGAUUAAAAUAUUUAGUUUUAAUGGAAGUCAAUGGGACAUUUUUGGCCACGAAGGUCCCAAGAGGGAGUAUUUGAUACUACAUAAAAAAUAUGAACUCAAUCAAAUCGAUUUAGCUGCUAAUCUUUGACAUAUUCAACACUUUAAUCACAUUCAAAGAUCUGUCCCCCAGAUACGUAUUACAUA
Melanotaenia boesemani (Boeseman's rainbowfish) is the source of this 7640-nucleotide messenger RNA. RefSeq names its product leucine-rich repeats and calponin homology (CH) domain containing 4 (gene lrch4). NCBI's taxonomy places the organism in Eukaryota, Metazoa, Chordata, Actinopteri, Atheriniformes, Melanotaeniidae. The coding region runs from base 258 to 2399 and encodes 713 amino acids. The transcript has 18 exons. Gene Ontology annotation, molecular function: protein binding. The record is from RefSeq and is a predicted model, not a curated record.